Molecule: messenger RNA, 2445 nt
Organism: Cylindrotheca closterium
Lineage: Eukaryota; Bacillariophyta; Bacillariophyceae; Bacillariales; Bacillariaceae
Source: the annotation of a GenBank genome assembly
AUGGCAACAACGAAAUCCCAACAACAGAAGGUAGCUUGCAAAUGCUGCCAAACGGAAGGAAGCGAUGGCAGUUUCACAGGAUGCGGAUGCACCUUUCAUGUUAGAUGCCUUCCACCAAGCGUCAUUAGAUCUGCAGUGCGCUCCUCGUCAAAAGCCAACGACAAAAAGGAGCAACAGGAAUGUCGCCAAGACUUCACCUGUCCCUUUUGCAACGAUGACGUAUCAGGGAUAUAUCUAUUUCCCCUCCCAUUCGACAAACUCGAAAAGGCGAUUAAUCUGAAAACGAAAUCGUCCAGCCACCAAUCGUCCAGCCACCUUGCAGGAAGCAAACGAAAGCACGACGGUUCUAAUGCGGAUGAAGUUGCUUUCAGCGUCUAUUCCAAGUGGCGAACGGGCACACGUGGUAUGCUUGCGGACAGUGACCAACACCGAACUGGACGAUGGACCGAUUCUGAAAUGGCCUUCGUCGACCACAUUGUGACUUCCUUUGAUGAAGGAAAGUUAUCCAUUGCAGAAGGUGUCAAGCUGAAUACUUUGCUCUGUGAUUUACUACAAUGCAAGUCCAGUCGAUUGACCAAGAAAAUGAAGAACGCCAAGCUCAGUACGCGUGCAUUCAAGGCUGCCCCAGAAGCACCUGGAGUGGUGAACCGUGAAGACUGUCAGGUACUUUCAGCUCUGCAGGAAAAAUUCCUCAGUGGGCGUCCUACCGAGGCCGCUACUUUGGAACUCGAAUUCAACUUUGUGCAGCAAUGGCGAUCAUACUUUUCCAACUUUUGCAUGCAAGCUGGCUACAUGUUCCUCGAUUCCAAUGAUUGGAUGUCGAGUAUCGAAGAUCUUGAACAAAGGGCCUCCACCGUGGAAGAGAAAUUCCGAAAGGUCAAACGAAGGAGCAUGUCCAAGGCUCUAAACUCGGAGAGCAAAAAGCCGAAGACAACUGCCACAAAAGCGGUGAAAGAAUCUCUCCCAACGCCGCCUUCACCACCAAAAUCCGUUCCAUCUGCUGCCCCCCAAGAAGAAGAGUCUCCAACACCUUCCUUAAUGUCUGUCUUUGAUGAAGUGGAAGAAGCAGAAAGCGUUGGUCGUCGACCUCGAACAUUCAGCGAAGAUUUCGACAAUGUCCUCGAAGACCUUGCAUGUGGAGGCACAGGAGAGGGUAUGAUGCCUCUGUCUCUUCCGGAUGUGACAGUUCCAAACCACCAGUCUUCAUCAAAAGAUAUCAAUGCCAACACGGCAGUCCCAAGCACCUUCCAAGACCUGCUUCGUCUAUUGAUGGAGGCCCCAACCAGUCCUUACCACCAUGCAGACAUUUGGGUGCCUUCUUUUGUAAACGAGGGCGGCGAGAAUAUUCAGUUGCUUCAUGCUGGAUACGCAACACGAAGAAACGUCCCAGAAGCAAUCUUCAGCUCCAUGAAUGCCUUUGGGGAAUACAGCAAGUCUUUCACCUUCAAGCCUGAGCAAGGUCUUCCAGGUCGUGUCUUCUCGACAGGAAAGUCCUUGUGGAUCUUUGAGCUUCAAGAUCUCGACCACCACAGCUUCACUCGUGCUUCUGGGGCCAGCAAUUAUGGCUUGAAGACUGCCACCGGAAUCUCACUGAAUACCCCAGGAGUUGGGAGAAUGGUGGUUGUUUUCUACAGCUGCCACGAGAUCGCCGAGGACAAAUCUUUGGCCGAUCAGCUUGCUAGAGAGCUUACCAAGUACGCACCCCAACCGAAAUGGAAGCUUGUGAUUGACAUCAAUCAAAACAUGCAACCACACCAAUCCUCUGCCAACCAAGCCUGUCCACAAAAUGACUUCCAUACCGAUCUUGAAGAAGAGUUGAUAAGCCAAUCUGGUAUCGUGUCCCCUUCCUUGUCCUCUCAAAAAGAACCAACAAGGCCGACGAGCCCUCUCGAAGUAUCCAGUGUGAUUGAGGACUCGAUCGAAAGCGAAAUCAUUUCACUGUUGGGGAAUGAAACGACCGAGUUGAAUGGGGCGGCGUCUUCUUCUACUACUUCGUCUGCAUCAUUGGAUACGGAAAAAAUGGUCCCUCACUACAUGACGAUUCGACUUCUUUUGCUUCGCCCAGCAUCGCGUCGGACAUCACAAGAAAACGAAAUCUUGGAGGUAUUGAAGAGUAGCUAUCUUGCCUACAUGAAGGGCAGUACUCGUCGAAACAGUGGCGAACUUGCGAAAUUGUUGGUUCGAGACUGGGUCUGCAUGAAGUUUCAUGACGGAUCGUUUUCUAUUGGUAGCCCGAGUAUGCAAAACUGCGACUUGGAAUCCAAAAGCGGUGUUUCGCUACUAGGACCACCAGCACAUGCUGCUGUCCCAGCAGGGAAGAAACUCAGCAUGCUGCAAACAAAACAAAAGAACCUUUGCAAACCUGCUGCUACACGGAGUAUGGAAUCUAUGGAAGCAAAAAGCAGACGGAUAUCAGUCGAAGAUGUGUUUCAAGGUUGCAGCUAA